Condylura cristata (star-nosed mole) is the source of this 2770-nucleotide messenger RNA. It is a transcript of the gene AKAP19, whose product is annotated as chromosome unknown open reading frame, human C2orf88. Gene Ontology annotation, molecular function: protein kinase A regulatory subunit binding. The transcript has a single exon. Bases 104 to 403 code for a protein of 99 amino acids. The record is from RefSeq and is a predicted model, not a curated record. Lineage: Eukaryota; Metazoa; Chordata; Mammalia; Eulipotyphla; Talpidae.
UCUGAAGUGGCUGGAAGAGGGAAAACAGUGAUAAAUAGAAGGUGGACAAAAGUGUCAUUUUCCAAAGAUGCCGCUGAAGUAGUCACUCAAAGCUCUUCCUAAGAUGGGCUGCGUGAAAUCGAAACAAACUUUCCCAUUUCCUACCACUUUUGAGAAUGAUAAGCGACAAACAAGUAAAGAAAGCUUUGUGUCAGAAGAAAGAGUUAUACCUAAGAUGGCUUCUCCAGGUGUUGUCGAAGAAGUGAAGGAACCCUCAGGGCCUGACAUUGUGAUCUUGGAAUUCGCACAGCGCCUGUCCCAGAAAAUCUUGAGUGAAGCCCUGCAGCAGUGGGCAAGCAAUAACAUUAAGUACUAUGACAUUCCUUACAUCGAGAGUGAUGGGCUUGAUGCUGGAGGCCAGUGACACUUUCUUGACCUGUGGAUGUAGUUGGUGCUAGUUAAAGCAAAAAUAGGAGUGAAUAAAUGUAAUACCAUCAAGAGUGUGACGGCAUACCUAAAAGAAAUGUCUUAAUAUAGACUUGUUUAACAGUCAUUUCUGUCUGCUUGGUCUUGGGUUUUUAGUAAUUGAAAGGGCCAAGAAUAGGUCCUGAGGCAGUAGCAGAUAACCACUGGGAAACUUGGGCACUUUCGUGAUUUUUAAAAAGCCACCUCUUUCCAUUUAUACAUGUGCGAAGAGUGGUUUUCUUGAGAGUCCAUGUGAAAGGAAUGACAUUCAAGCCAUUGUGAUCAAACAUUAGAGCAACCCCUAUAGAAGAGGUUCACCUUGAACUCUGCUGUCCUUAAGGUAAAUUUUUGUAGAAAAAAAAGCAAAACCUUUACCUUGAAUCUCAGGAUUAUAACCAACCACAGAUGUUACUGGAUGACUCAGCCUUGUUAUAUAAGGCACGUUACUAGAAUACAAUUUACAAAGUCAUGUCAUGUUUAUAUUAAGGCCAGUGAUAUAACUACAAGAAAACAGAAGUCCUCCUUAGCAAGGCAAAAAGCAGAAGUGAAUUCAGUGCUAGAGGGGUGAUCUAUGGGCACACCCCUUUUCUCUACUGCCUAGAGGUCAGAUUGUGCAAAGGAUUUAUGAUUGUAUAACAAAAGACUGAACAUCCCUGAAGACAAAGUACAGGGGGAAAAAAAGAACAGUAGUUACUAUUUCAAGUUUUGUAUACAUUGUAAUUGGAAAGGGAAUUAUUUAACUGCCAUGUGUGAUAGGUCCUUUAAGACCUAAGUCUUGUGAACUCUUUAUAAACAGGCAGAAAUGCUACCUCUGAUGUCAACAACUGUACUCUGAAACCCACAAGAAUUAUCCAAGUUUCCAAAAGGUGUAACAGAUCCACCUCGAGCCAAAAGUCUAAUCUCUGCUGUCUGACUCUGUGGUGGGACAAUUUUGUCACCAAGCAAUACACCCUCGCCCCUGAAUCUUUUUAUAGAAUAUCUUGUGACACACAGGGACUUAUCUUGGAAACGUACACUGUAUAUAGUAGUCAGCAAGUUAGUGGAUAACCAAGUGGUGGACCAAAAAGCAGGAUAAACAAAUUUGUACCACAUGUGAUAGUUACCAAGACAUCUUAGUCAGCCUUCUUUAUCCACAGGUCCCACAUGCAGGAUUUAACCAACCAUGGAAAGAAAAUACAUACUAUGUAGUUAACUCUGUGAUAAUACAUCAUAACAAGGUAGCAUUUAUACUGUAUUAUUAUAAGUAAUUUAGAGAUCAUUUAGAGGCAUUUAAAGGCUAUAUGCAAGUACUAUGCCAUUUUAUACUGAAGAAUUUAAGCAUCUGUGGGUUUUGGUAUUGGAAGCCCCAGACUCACAGCCUUGAUAGGAUUAUCUUCUGUAGGAUAAUUCCCCUUUUCAUACCUUCAUGCUUAAAUUCUUCAUUUGCUUCAUUAUGAAGGUCAUUCAUGAAAGAGAAGGGCUGUAUAAGAAAGGAAGCACUAUAUGAAGCAGAAGACAAAAAAUUACUAGCUACUGGAAAAGGAUACACUAGUUCUAAUUUAUAUCACAAACAGAUUAAGAAUAGUGGCCACAGAAGAUACACUGCAAAAACCAAGUUUAAAUGUUUACAAGUUAAGGCCACUGUAGCUAGAAGCUCCAGUCUUUACCACUGAAAUGCACUCAGGCUGUCUCUUCCCUUGAACAUCCAGUCAGCACAGGGGCAGAAGAGCCACUGGACCCACCCACAGUGGCCACUGUGGCAGCAGCAGUUUAUCAGGGGCUAUGUGCCCAUUGCUCCUUUACAGAGACUCAAAUAGCCCCAGAGAUGUACGUCUGUGUCUCCUGUGUACCUUGCCUGGCAGCUACGGGCCUUUGAUCAAGAUGUCUUUCAGUUGCCUUAUCAGUUCUUUGCAAACUACCUGUGGUUAUUAGCACUUAAAAGCACAAUUUGGAAGGGAUAAUGUGUUCUUAGUCUCAAAGGAACCAUUUAUGUCAAACUGCCUUAUUAGUGUUUAAAACCCUCUGAAGUAGCAUGAAGCUCAUUUGCUCACUACCACUGGCAUUUUAAGUAUGUUCAUUUUAUGAGAUAAGAAAAAUCUACUUUUGUACAAUACAGUUUUAGACAUCAAAAAGUAGAGAAUUUAUAAAUAAUGUCAAGGAACAGCAAGUUAGAAAUACAUACAGAUUGCUUAAUCAUAACACCAGUCAGACAGGACGUGUCUUCCGUGAAACUCAAGUUUUGUUAGCAAAUUCCUGCCCUGUAAGACAGUUAUGAGAUGGUGUAUAUUUUCCAAAUAUUUUUGUGAAAAGUUUUUUAAACCAUACAAUAAAAAGUCUAGUUACCAUU